UGCGCGGGGCGGGGCGGGGCCGCCGCGGCCGCGCCCCUCCACCCAGCCCCACCCCCUUGGGCCCCUGCAGCGCCGGCCGGGGCCGCUGGACUCCCGGGACCGCCCUCCCUACUCCCUCAAAGUCCCGCCCGGCGCCUCCGCUCUAGUCUCCGGCGGUCCACAACCUAGCCUCCCCAGGGGAUUCCACGCAGUCGUCCAGGCCAGCCCAAGGCUAGUCCCGAGGCUCAGAGGCCCCCGUUCCACCAGGGUGAGCGGAUCUUGGGACCCGCGAAGGGGCGGCCGCCGCAGGUCAGGAGCGGGUUGGGGACACAGCCCCGGGUCUUCCUGGACAGAGGGAGCCGAAGGCCACCUCUCUGUCCCCCAUCUCAAGCGAGACCCGCGAUCCUGCCGGUGUCGUUCGUCGUGGUGCGGCGCCCGUGUUGGGAUGUGUGUGGGCGUGCGGGGUGUUGCACGGUGUGAAUAUUUUGUGGGCCUGGAAACGGGUGUGUUUGGUGUGGGGGCGGUAGAGGCUCCUAUCCCGCAGCUCCGGGUGGGUCAGGGAUGCACAAGGCCUGGCUGUCUGCGCACGCUGGUCACAGGCUCACCAGCCAACCAGGAGCCCCUCAUGUGGUAAGUGACACAAACGUACACACCUGACACGUGGCAAGGGCCACCGCAGCCUCUGUCCCAGACCCACUUUCCCACUGUACACUUUGCCAUAAACAUAGGCGAAAGCCCUUGUGCAGGGAAGUGAGUUUGGAGUUCCUGGGGUGGACCAGGCCUGAUGCGGAGUGAUGGAUGGCCUUCCCCCAGGUCUCUUCCUUUUCCAGGCAAGAUCCCUCCUCAGCCCGGAGCGGGGCCCCUCCUGCCCAGGCCUCAGGAAGUGGGUUCCGGCAGGAUCAGCCCUGUAGGUCCAGAUGGGUCCUAUCCUUCAGGUUUCUUGGCCUCUGGGCCCAUAUGCCCUCUGUCCUUGCUAAACCCACCAACGUACCCUGCCAUUCAGCCUCUGGGCGGGCUGUGAGGGCUAGACGCUGACCCUGGAGGAAGGACAGGGGGCAUCGUCAUGCCAGGGAGCCCUGCCUUGGAGGCUUAGGGUGUCGGGUCCCUGGGCUCAUGCUGAGAAGCCUGGAGUAGCCUCCCACCAGCCAGUAAGUUCCCCCCGCUGGCUCUGGCUGAGGUGGGGGUGGGCAUCUCCCUGGUCAUUCCGGGUCAUCCCUGGACUCGGGGUUUACCAGUCUGCCCAUCUCCCUCCUAAGCUGCACCCUAGAUCCUCUAGCUUGGCCAGCUGGGUCCAGCUCUAUCACCCCCCAGAGGAUCUGGCACUGGAGGAAACUGGUCCAGAUUGGUGAUUUAGGAGUGGGGGAGGGGGACCCAGCCCUGGAGUGAAUCAGGAUGGCGUGAGCUAGGAGAGAGAGACAGACAACCCCAAGGGACUCGUGACGUCAGGCCUGAGGCAUUCCUCCCGUGUCCUUGCACACAACCCCUUCUGGACUGAGACAAGUCUCCCAGCUCCCUAGCCUGGGCACUGCCCAUGACACUCCAACCCCUUCUCCAAGAGGUGCAGCCCCUGGGAGCACUACCAGCCGGCAGAGCCAUGCUCCACAACUCCAGCCUCGGGGAAGGCACGCUCCACGAGGAGGCCCCCAUGUGGACCCACGCGAACCAAUGCGCUCUCACAAUCCAGACUUGGCGGGGGACACAGGAUGCACAGUUCAGCGUUACAGUAGGCAGAGGAGAUAAGACCUGGAGGCAGGACAGUGACAGGGAAGGAGCGUGGAUAGGGGCAGGGGGAGCCCUGGCCCCCAAUGCCUCCUCUCCAUUCCCCCCUGAGCCUCCAGGGGCCUCGGGCAGCAGUAUCAUCCCUGUGUACUGUGCUCUCCUGGCCACCGUGGUCCUCGGUCUGCUUGCCUACGUGGCUUUCAAGUGCUGGCGCUCACAUAAACAAAGACAGCAGCUGGCCAAAGCUCGGACCACAGAGCUGGGGGCCCUGGACAGGGACCAGAUGCAUGGAGAUGGCGGUGUCUUCCGGGACUCUCCUAGCGGCCUGGAGUCCUGCGCCCCCAGCCAGGGGCCACAUCCUGAGUCUGGCUGCCGGCUUUACCUUCGUCUCCCUCGGCAGCAGCAAGAGGAAGUGGAGCAUCUCCUGGAAGCGUCGGGCGAGCCUGACAAGGGCUGGCAGGGCCUGGCGGGCCGCCUAGGCUACCAGGCUGAGGCUGUGGAGACCAUGGCCCGGGGCCAGGGGCCAGCCUACACCCUGCUGAGGGACUGGGCUGUCCAGCAAGGCAGUGGUGCUACCCUCAGGGUGCUAGCGGAUGCCCUGGCUGCCAUGGGCCGGGAAGAUGUGGUCCGGGUCCUGGGCCUCCCGGCUGAGGACCGCGCUGUGGUGUGAGCAGUGCCUCCACAGCCUGGCCGCUCAGGGAGCCUGCUCUGGGGCUCCCUACCGUGUCCAUCUCACAUGCCUCCCCUUUUGUGGGCUUCCUGGCGUUAGUGGCCUCAGCCUGCUCUGUUCUGGGGGGAGACAUAAGGUCCAGCCACCACUCACCUCCCCGCACCCUGCCUUCUUCCAAGACAGGGAUCAGGAGAUGGGGGAAGUUGGCAGUAAGUGGGCCCGUACUCCACCUCCACUUAGCCUCAACUGGUUUUUCUACUUUUGUAUUCCGUAUUAAAGGUAACUUUGCAUCAUU
Molecule: messenger RNA, 2663 nt
Organism: Hipposideros armiger (great roundleaf bat)
Lineage: Eukaryota; Metazoa; Chordata; Mammalia; Chiroptera; Hipposideridae
Product: death domain-containing membrane protein NRADD-like
Exons: 5
Coding region: 1511-2368 (285 amino acids)
Biological process (GO): Rho protein signal transduction
Cellular component (GO): plasma membrane; cell surface
Molecular function (GO): nerve growth factor binding; death receptor activity; coreceptor activity
Source: RefSeq, a predicted model, not a curated record